AGACCCGACCAAUACCAUCUUGCAUUGAAUUAGUCUCCCAAUCAACGUAGGGCCUUGGCUUAGUUGGGCUCCCUUGUCGCUCUCUUCGUUCGCUUGAAAACCACCACCAGCCGAAGCUGUUAACACCGCUGACGGCUAUCGCAUGCUCAAUAAUCGCCCAAACUGCCCAAUUUCCAUAAUUCUAGACAUAAACAACCGCCAGUAAAGAAGAAGAAAAGCAGAACAUUUUAGGGUUUUUGAAAGACACCAACAAUGGCGAAUUGCGCAAUUCCAAACGAGGGUCUCAAAGAUCUUCUCAAACCCUUCUACCAGAGAGCUUCUGAAGCCGAGGAUCGCCUGUCGAUAAUCGAGAAUGUGAUUUCGAGUAAGAAGGAAAUUCUGGAGGCUGGCAAUGAGGAAUGUUCAGAAAAGGUGAAAGAGUUGGAGUUGAAGUUGGAAGAAGUGACCGCACAGUUAGCUGCAGAGAAAGAGAAGGUUGCUAAGCUCACUGUUGAGAAUUGUAAGAAGGAUUACCGCAUGAUCCACCUUGUUCGGUCAGUCAAAGAGGUUGAUCUCAAGUUGGAGCAGUUGACUACCAAAUAGGAUAGACAAAGUACAAGCUCAAGUUACCUCGGUGUAUACAAGCUUUUGAAGCCCAUUUCAUCUUUACAAAUGGAUUUUACUUUAGUAUAAUCUAUUCUAGGAGUUUGUAGAAAAAGGAUAGGGAAGUAAACUUGAAGUUAGGUUGCAGUUUGAAAAACUUUUGAUGGAAAUAGGUGGGUAUUGACUUAUGGAUGUUCAAAUUUGACCAAAAACGUGUGAAUUUUUCAUAUGAUGUCGAUGAUUAAUGGAUUAUGUAUGCUAGUAA
Spinacia oleracea (spinach) is the source of this 847-nucleotide messenger RNA. RefSeq lists its product as uncharacterized. Lineage: Eukaryota; Viridiplantae; Streptophyta; Magnoliopsida; Caryophyllales; Amaranthaceae. The coding region runs from base 253 to 582 and encodes 109 amino acids. The record is from RefSeq and is a predicted model, not a curated record. The transcript has 5 exons.